GAUUUUUUCAAAAAUAUAUAUUACUUUAAUACAAAUAAAUGUUUUUACAAAUUUCAGCCAUUUUUUCGAGGAAAUGUAUACCAUUAACUUGGCAUCACACAGUUCGACUAAGCUUGAGCUCUGGCAAUUAAUUGAUGCGUGGUUGGGUAAAGAAUGGGAACAAUACCCUCGUCGGCGGAACUUUAAUGAUCCUGACGAUGUUUCAAAAGAUUCAGGUUUUCAAUAAUCUGUUUAUUUCAUGAAGAAUACAAGAACUAGUGGUAUGUAUGUGGGAACCAAAUAUGGGUCAACAAAUAAGCCGUGCAAAAUUUGGGAGCAUAUAGCAAAUGAUUUGUAUAAGAUAAAAAAUAAAAACGAUGUGUACUCAUACAUAGGAUCAAUAACGUUUGACUCAGGACCGAACCCAUACUCUUCGGUUAUGAUAGCAGGAUCAUUCUCAGCGUAUUGCAGAAUUCUGCAGUAUGUUGGCAAUCACUUUGCACCUCUUGUUUACAUUAAAGCUGAAAAUAUCCAGAAUCGACUAAAUAGUCAAGCUUGGUUAUUUGACGAUCUAGUUAAACACAUUAGUCACGAUAUUAUAGAAGGGCGACAAAUGAUGACAGCCAGACCUCCUGCAAAUUUCACUCUGGUUAGAUAUGCCAUUCAAUAUUUACAGUUCCUGUUUUAUUUUUGUUGCCAUGAUUUGUCUUUACUAAAAAAUUCAUCUUUAGCGACUCCUGUUUAUCCUGAACAUCUUGAUAUGCCGAAAACAACCCGUCGUUGUUGAUGAACAAGUUAUAUCCCAGUUUGUACAGGAGAAGUUACAUGAAUGGAAAGCUGGUGCCCGGUCAAUGCAAGACAUGGAAGAGGCCUUAACAAAAGAUCAAUUUCUUGAUCAACAACUACCGUCUGAAAAAUAUUUGGAAAACACAGAAAUGGCUCAUUUGGACCAACUAGACGGACCAGAUGAUCCAAUCCUAACAAGUCAACCUGACAAUCCAUUUUGUAUUGGGGUUGAAGAGGACACUUUAGAAAACACAGAUGUUAUAUUUGAUUCAAAUAACAAGUUUUACUAUACAACUUAUGUCAUGCAUAACAUCGAAAACAGAUCCAAAUUAUGCCAGUAAAUAUGCCAUUCCUUGCCAAUCUUGGCAAUUUGUUCCCGGUUCAAAAUUCUACAAAUCUCGAAGACUGAGUAAUGCAAGCUGCAGACAGUCAUGCCGCCUAUUGUCAGUUGCUACAACGAGUAGGAAAUCACUUUAGACCAACACUGUACCCGCCAUCGCUUAAUAUUUAUCAAAAAAUAAAACCCAUUGUGUGGAGUAGAGAAGAAUUAGCUGAUCGUUUAACCGAAGGCAUUUUUAAUGGGGUAAAUAUCUUGGAAGUGGAACCACCACAGAACCCAUUUGUAGACACAAGGAGAACUACUUUGGAAUCUGUUUUGUCAAGCAAAAUCAUGACCACUUACACGUUGCCGGACAUUUCAGACGCUAUUGAAAGUUACAAAGCUGGAAUGAGCAUCCGUGAGGCAUCUGAGAUGUAUAAUGUCCCCCCCUACUCGCUCCAAAAAGUCUUGUCAUUAAACAAGAUAACUCUGCGAAAUGAAUUUUUUCCUCAUGCGCUCACUCAAGAUACCGUCAUGCAAGCUGUCAAGAAACUUAUCAGCAAAGACAAAGACAAAAAACAACUCUAUACCACUGAGAUGAUACUAAAAGAAUAUCCUGGUUUAAUUGAACCUCUACUCGAUAGAUAUAAGAAAAAUCCACAACUAAUUGCAUAUCUGGCUGUUUCUGAUGAGACAAAAAAAUUAGUUAUAAACGUUCUCCGAGCAGGGGCAACAUAUAAGGAUGCAGCCUCUCACUUCAAUUUAAAUAUUAAUACUGAUAAGACUAUAUGGUAUUACUCGAGUCAGGUAACGUAUCCCAGCCAACGGAACAUUUUUACGGGGUUUCUCGUUAGUUCCCCAGUGAGGCGUCGGACUCCUACGCACAUAUAUACACACUGAAAUUCAGGACCUUGCUAAUACGUAAUAUUUACGCAGCGCAUAUUAUAUACAAAUGUUUAAUAGUCAGUCAUUCGCCAAUACGUUAUUAUUGGUGACGUUUGAUUUCCAAAGUUUAAUUUUCUCGCCUUGUUUUUGUUAAUCUCAUGUUCGAAUAAAAAAAUAAGAACAUAACUUCAAAAUGGUUUGCUUAAUGCGAGUUUAUUCCGCAUCCGCAUACAAACCAAACAACACACUGACCACUAAACCACGAUUCCACCACUACCCAGUACCAAGGUUAAAAAUUCCAUAAUUUUGCAAACGUCAACUUCAUUGCACAUCAUGGUUCAUAAAUUUUAUAAAUAAAUGUACAAAAUACCAUCAGUAAAUAAUGGCAAUUAUUUAGUAAUUCGUUUGCUAGCUCACUCUUCACCUGCGACUAAAAUAUUUAAUUGGUGGACAAUGAAACUGUUUGAACGGGAAAAUCAUUUUCAUCCCUGCUGUGGAUUUGAUCUGAACAGUGUUGUCCCCAAAGUCAUACCAGUCGUACAGUUUGCAAUUAUGAAACUCGGUCUAAUUUUCCUCAUUCUUGGAAUAUUUCAAAACUGGGACUCUUUACAGCAAGACAAAGUCACAAACGUGUCAAGCUACCACCUGCGUUUGAUUUGUUGGGGUGGAUAUGGGAUCCACAUUAUAGUGAAUGACUCGUUCUUGCUUCUCCUAUGGAAGGGGUGUCACUCGAAGAAUCCCAGCUUGGUCCGAGUGUGGGUCGUCGCGACCCCAAUUUCUAUCAUCUGGGUGGUCAUCAUGAUGCUAAUCAACAUAAGCCGAUUGCGCUGGGUGUCUGGCGUCUCCAGCCCACAGAUCUUUGUCCUUGUAGCCUUCUACGGCGUCCUUCAAUGCUACUUUGUUUAUGUCGUGUAUUUCUAUAUGAAGGAAAUGGAAGUGGACAUCUUCAUGAGCUCGACCAUCCGCUCCUUGACGGAUGCUGAAGUUGCUGAAUUUGAGCAAGGAAUUAGUCCACCCUUCAGGGUUCAGGAUCUCGACACUGAAACACAGAGUCUAAUGGACAGAAUCCACUAUGAGCGCUAUAAGAAAGAAGACUUUGAAAUCGAGAGAAACAAACUGCAGUUUGACAUGGACAACCCCUUGGGUUCUGGAGACUAUGGGAAAGUGUACAAGGGGCUGUUGCAGCCGGCGGAUGGGACUCUGGUCACCGUUGCGGUGAAAACGGUUAAUCCAGAAAGUGCGGAUGUGAUUUGCUUCAAAGCGUUGCUGACAGAGCUGAAAGUGUGGACGUAUCUGGGUUCCCACCCCAAUCUUGUCGGAUUGUUGGGGGCAUGCACCACGGAAAUCAGAGAUCGAACCUUGUUGAUUGUCUCAGAAUUUUGCGCGUUGGGAAAUUUACACUGUUUGCUGGUUGGGUGUCGUGGACUAUUUUGCAAUUUUGUCAACAAUAACGGGAUCCUUCAAACUUCCACUCUCAACACCACGUUUACGACAGAACAUGUCUCCACGCUAGACUUGAUACGAUGGUCCCGUGAGAUUGCCUCCGGGAUGGAAUAUUUAGAAUCUCUGCGGGUGGUGCAUGGCGAUUUAGCAACCCGCAACAUCCUCUUGACCAGCCACAAAGCCGCAAAACUCACGGAUUUCGGCCUAGCUCGGCAACUUUACAAUUACUCGGUGUACGUCAAAAAACAGAAUACCCCUUUACCUUGGAGGUGGCUUUCGCUCGAAAGUCUGGCUGACAUGACCUUUUCUAGCAAAUCGGAUGUUUGGAGCUAUGCAGUGACCUUAUCAGAGAUAUUCACAUUGGGCGAAAUUCCAUACCCUGGCCACCAGUUUUGCUUGGAAUUUGUUUACGAUCUCAAGGCCGGUCUCCGGCCCAACAAGCCACGUUUUGUGCCGCAAGAAAUAUGGGCCCUCAUGGAGCGUUGCUGGAAAAAGGAUGCAAAAAUAAGGCCCACAUUUUCUGAAAUUGUUCAAAUUUUUGCAAACAUUUAUGACUUUUCAAGUGACUCACAAAUGGGGUUAUAAACAAUAAAGUAAAUAGUAAAAGCAAU
Messenger RNA from Folsomia candida, 4023 nucleotides. RefSeq names its product mast/stem cell growth factor receptor Kit. Bases 2327 to 3997 code for a protein of 556 amino acids. Gene Ontology annotation, biological process: protein phosphorylation; positive regulation of kinase activity; multicellular organism development. The transcript has 17 exons. Lineage: Eukaryota; Metazoa; Arthropoda; Collembola; Entomobryomorpha; Isotomidae. Gene Ontology annotation, molecular function: ATP binding; transmembrane receptor protein tyrosine kinase activity. Gene Ontology annotation, cellular component: signaling receptor complex. The record is from RefSeq and is a predicted model, not a curated record.